This is a messenger RNA of Hemiscyllium ocellatum (epaulette shark), 2927 nucleotides long. RefSeq names its product CCZ1 homolog, vacuolar protein trafficking and biogenesis associated (gene ccz1). The coding region runs from base 171 to 1607 and encodes 478 amino acids. Gene Ontology annotation, cellular component: Mon1-Ccz1 complex; intracellular membrane-bounded organelle. NCBI's taxonomy places the organism in Eukaryota, Metazoa, Chordata, Chondrichthyes, Orectolobiformes, Hemiscylliidae. Gene Ontology annotation, biological process: vesicle-mediated transport. The record is from RefSeq and is a predicted model, not a curated record. The transcript has 17 exons.
AGUAUGUGGUGCUGUAGAGUACCAGAAACAACUUCCAGUCCUUGGGAAGAGCAAUGCUGCAGGAAUUCAAAGUAGAAAUCCAGUGACAAACAAAAAGAUGCCUUUCUGAGACUUUGCAUAAUGUACUUUGGCAGCAAGACAGAGAAACUGCUUGAAUCAAACCAACGCUCAUGUUGAUGACAAGCCCCAGGAUGACAACAGCACAAGAAAAACAAUAUCCCCCAUCACUGCUGAGCUUUUUCAUUUACAAUCCAAAGUUUGGACCAAGAGAAGGUGAGGAAGAAAAGAAGAUUCUGUUUUAUCAUCCUAGUGAGGUUGAUAAGAAUGAGAAGAUUAGGAAUGUUGGAUUAUGUGAGGCGAUUGUGCAGUUUACAAGGACCUUCUGUCCCACCAAGCCUGCAAAGUCUUUGCACACACAGAAGAACAGGCAGUUCUUUCACGAAGCAGAGGAGAAUUUCUGGAUGGUUAUGGUGGUGUCAAAUCCCAUGAUUGAAAAGCUGAACAAGGAUGGAACCCGUGUUCCGGAAUACCAGGAAGAUGAGUUACUGGAUACAGUGUAUGGGGCAGUGAUCCAGCAGUGCUAUUGUAUGUACAAGCUCUUCAAUGGCACCUUUGCAAAAUCCUUGGAGGCUGGAGGCGUUGAACUUCUGCAACAGAGAGUCCAGAAAUUUUUCUACAGGUACUUGCAAACGUUGCACUUACAGUCAUGUGACCUACUGGAUGUGUUUGGCGGAAUCAGCUUCUUCCCUCUGGAUAAAAUGACUUACCUGAAGAUUCAGUCAUUUGUCAACAGGAUGGAGGAAAGCCUAGAUCUCGUUAAGUACACAGCAUUCCUGUACAAUGAACAACUCAUCUGGAGUGGGUUGGAGCAGGAUGAUAUGAGAAUCCUGUACAAGUACCUCACAACGUCACUGUUCCCAAGGCAUCUGGAGCCAGAGCUAAUUGGUCGUGAUUCCCCUGGACGAGGGGGAAUAACUGUGAACCUCAACCAUUAUGGCAGGUUUCUCACUGGCCCUUAUGAUUUCAACAAUCCCGAUCUUGUAGUGCGGUUUCCCAGGAUCUUUGUAAAUACUGACACCACCUAUGAAGAAUUACAUUUGAUUGUCUACAAGGCUAUGAGUGCAGUGGUUUGUUUUCUGAUUAAUGCCUCAGUGGAGCUGACUCGAGAAUUUUGCCAGAGACUAGAUAACCUUGUAGGACCUCAGCUCACUCUCUUGGCGUCGGACAUCUGUGAACAAUUUAAUACAAACAAGAGGCUGUCAGCACCUGAAAAGGAACCUCAAUUCAAGUUUAUUUACUUCAAUCACAUGAAUCUGGCUGAGAAAACAACCAUUCAUAUGCGGAAAACAGCCAGCAUGUCCCUAACCUCAGUCCACACUGACCUAAUGAAGAUCCUGGGGGACAUUAAUAGUGAUUUCUCAAGAGCUGAAGAGGAUGAAGAAAUCAUCGUCAAGGCAAUGACCGAUUACUGGGUGGUUGGCAAAAAGUCUGACCAGCGGGAACUUUACGUAAUCUUGAGCCAGAAGAAUGCAAAUCUGAUUGAAGUUAAUGAGGAAGUUAAGAAACUUUGUGCAACGCAGUUUAGCAACAUCUUCUUCUUAGAUUAACCAUCAAGCUUGCCACCCGUUAUGGCUUUGGGUGUGUCACAGACAUUCAGGUGAGCGUUGGCACACGCAGUAACUGUACAAUGCUGGACACAGCGAGUAUCUCGAGCUGUUCACUCUGCCAAUGGCUCAGUGCAGCGUCCUCAUUGAUGCUGCAUGUCCUUGGAAGGCAAGACCCCACCUCGAUUCACAGACAGCAGAUGCUGUUAUAGGAAAUUUCCAUGGAAUGUAAGAUAAUUAGAUUUUAAAUAUUUAUGGCAACUGAAUUAAAAGAAUGUCAACUUUAUCAUUCCGGUCUGUAAUAUAUAGCAAGCUUGUAAAAAAAAAAAUAAAUUAACAGUAACAUUUGAGUGAGAUUUUAACUUCUUUCCAAUUGUGUCUGUGUAUUUUUUGCUUUAUUUAUACAUUGACCCUCAUUUAGGAGGGUUGAUCAUUGGAUAUUUUGUAGAAAAUUAUAUUCUCUAACAUAAGACAAAUGAUCUUCCUGUAUAAAAGGGCCUUUUUUUAACUUAAAAAGUUGUGAGUUUAUGUCUGAAGUAAAACAUUUAUUUAUGAAGUGUUCUGGUGCAGCAUUGCUGAGUGUGAGCUCCUGUAGAAAUUAGUCUGCAGCUCUGUACUGUGUAAUUUGGCUUUUGAGCAAAGCUACAUCUAGUACUCUAAUAUUUGUGGACUUGAAUGCUUGAAACAAAAUAUAAUGAUAAUUUGGAGAAUUCAUUUAUUUUUUAAGAAAAUUUAGUCAAGCAAUUAAACUGUGUUUAUUGGACACUGAUCCCACAUUUAUAGUAACAUCUAUUAUCAAAUAGAAUUUUCAGAAAGUAGACAGAAAAAAUUGCAUUAUGCAAAAGGUAGUUAACAUAAAAGCCUCUUUGAUGAUAAACGAAAAUGGUCCAUUGUCACAUUUUUUGAAGGCAUUUUUUGUGUUCCCUGAUCUAAAUGGAGUCCAUGUAAAUCACCUGAUAGGGCUUUGCCUCUCCUUCUUCAGUGUUAGUUACAAAUUGACACCCCAGUCCUAAUUACAGCACUGAAACUUUGUAAUGCAAUCCUCAAAAUGUCAUCUUUUUCAAUGCCUAUCUUGUAUACUGCAUGCUGUAAAUUCUCAGUUUUUUGUUAGAAAGAGAAGUUAGUACAAAUUUUGUAUCUCAAACUUACAUUUUUCACAACAGAUAAGUACAGCCAUGUACCCGAUUAAAUUGUAUUUUAGUGUUUGAGAAUUUGUUUUCCCUACUUCAACAUAAAACUAAACGGGUUUGUCUGAGAAAAGGUGCUGAUUUAUCCAUGUAAUGAUACAUAUUUUUAAAAAGAAAUAAAAUCUAUCCACAUUAA